Molecule: messenger RNA, 459 nt
Organism: Drosophila rhopaloa
Lineage: Eukaryota; Metazoa; Arthropoda; Insecta; Diptera; Drosophilidae
Product: protein new-glue 1-like
Exons: 1
Coding region: 1-459 (152 amino acids)
Source: RefSeq, a predicted model, not a curated record
AUGAGGUUCACCUGUGUUCUUUCGCUGUCCACCGCGGUCGUCUGCUGUCUGCUGAUCGGGCAGACCAGUGGAGCCACUCCCCCCGCCACGGCCGUCACAACCACCUCGGCCGCGGCCGUCACGACCACCACCACGGCCGCCACAACCACUGUCGCCGCGGACACCACCACCACAGCCUCAGCCACAACCACGACAGCGGCCACCGACACCAAGAAGAUCUUUGUUAUACACCGUUAUGGGGAAACCACAAAGCCAAAGGUAGAGGGUAAAAUCCAUGGCAGACGCGGGAAAGGAAGAAGAGGCAGCAGCGAAGAAAGCGGCAAAUGGGGCAAAUGGGGCCACAAAGGCGGCAAGAGCGGCAAGAGCGGCAAAAGCGGCAAGAGCGGCAAGAGCGGUAAGAGCGGCAGAAGGAGCGGCCGUAGGAAUCGAGCUCUCGAGUACGUCCUUGGCUCCAUUUAA